Thunnus maccoyii (southern bluefin tuna) is the source of this 1482-nucleotide messenger RNA. RefSeq names its product progranulin-like. The record is from RefSeq and is a predicted model, not a curated record. The transcript is spliced from 6 exons. Bases 235 to 1122 code for a protein of 295 amino acids. Gene Ontology annotation, cellular component: extracellular region. Lineage: Eukaryota; Metazoa; Chordata; Actinopteri; Scombriformes; Scombridae.
GCAGCAUCAUACAAUGAUUACCCAACCCUGGCUGACUAGGGUUGUUCCUCCAGAAGCCCCUUACUGUCCUAAUCUGACAGUCACAGGACAUGGGUGUCAUAUAAAGUCGAGCAUCCAGUUUGUUUAGUGGGAGGGCCAAACCUACCAUAUAAAGAGAGGCGGUGUCUGUUGUUCAGUACGGGGGAGGUGUGAGACGUAUGUCAGGAAGCUGUUGAAUCACUUCACAGACAGAAGAUGUUGAGGAUCACUGUAUGGCUGUUGGUGGGAGUGUGCGGGUUUGCAUCUUGCAACAACAUAUGCCCUGACGGGAACAUCUGCCCUGAUCUCUCCACCUGCUGUAUGACUAGAGAUGGAUAUCGCUGCUGUCCAUAUCCCAAAGCUGUGUGCUGCUCCGACUUGGAGCACUGCUGCCCCUCAGGGUUUCAGUGUAACCUGGGUACCCAGAUGUGUGAGAAAGUAAACCAGCCAUGGAUGAACAUACCCAUGGUGAAGAAGGAAGCUGCAGAGAAACCAAGCACCCUUCUUAUACCCGUCUCUCCCCUUCAGGAGCUCAAAAACAACCUAGACCAAAAAAAGAGUUCAAUUGUCCACUGUGACAACUACCAUGCCUGUCCUGAUGGCACCACCUGCUGCAGACACCCAGGAGGUGUCUGGUUCUGUUGCCCCAUCUCUCCUGGCAAGUGUUGUCUGGAUGGCUACCACUGUUGUCCAUAUGGCUUUGACUGUGACCUUACCUACACGCACUGUGUGAGGCAAGGCCUGAGAUAUCCUUUCACCCCUAAACAAGCUCUGUCUUCAGUUCCUGCCACUCUCAUUUCAACCUCAGAGGACAAAGACAACCUGCAGGAGACACCUAUGGCAGCUCUAACAGAGGCUAAUGGCGGCACCCUUGAGGUUGGAGUCAUUCGCUGUGAUUUGAAGUUCUACUGCUCAGCGGGGACAACUUGCUGCAAGAGAGCGAAAGGCCAGUGGAGCUGCUGUCCCUACCCACUGGGCCAGUGUUGUGCAGAUGGACUGCACUGCUGUGAAUAUGGAUAUACCUGUGACCCCUCCUCCAUGAAUUGCAGACAAUGGUACUCUCAGAUCCCCUCAGGAACACAAGAAGAUGCCAAAACAGACUGAGAGCAUGUUGUUAAUGUUUUUGCACCAUGAGUGCUGUGUCAUCAUUUUGGUACAGUUCAAAUCUAACCAUGUAUUACAACUUCAGUAGAGAAAAUGAACACAAACUGAUCAGAUCACAAACUGAUUAUUGUUUACAACCUCAUAUGAUUUCUCUUAUCCAUUGUGAAUUUCAUUUUUGAUGAUUGGUAAUGUAUAUCUGGUUAUCACAAGGGAUGGUAUGUCAACAUUCAUUUUCAGUAUCAUUUUUUUCUUUUUUUGGAAAUAGCCAAAUCAUGGCUAACUUUAUUCCAGCAUCAAAUCGUUUCAUGAUAUUGCAAAUAAACUGAUUUUUUUUAAAAAAUAAAAAAUAUGGAAAUGUGA